UAUUUAAAUUACUACAUUGGCGACGAGGAUGUACUAAAGAUUGAUCUAGAGCAAGAAAUUAUGAGCCACGACAAGGAGAAAAAAGGUUCUAGCUCUGAGACGAACGCGAGCGUAAAUAAUAUAAGCGUGACCAACCGCCAACUCAACGUGAGACCAUUUCAGAUCAACGAAAAUCGCACUGAAACUGCUUCAGGAUGGGAGAAAUGGCUACGGAAUAUCGAAAGACAGUUUCGCUACUUUGGGAUCACAGACCCAGAGAUGAAGAAAGACGGUUUAAUCAUUUACGGCGGUCAAAUAAUCGCAGCUUUAGAAGACACACUUCUCGACGCUACAGGCGACGAAGCCGGUGAAGAUGCCUAUGUACAACUCAUAAUCAAACUCAACAAACAUUUUCUACCAAAGAAGAACAAAGAUUUUGCUAGAUUUCAGUUCGGAAAUCUUAAGCAAAACCACGGUUAA
Messenger RNA from Paramuricea clavata, 459 nucleotides. NCBI's taxonomy places the organism in Eukaryota, Metazoa, Cnidaria, Anthozoa, Malacalcyonacea, Plexauridae. The record is from the annotation of a GenBank genome assembly.